Vitis vinifera (wine grape) is the source of this 2365-nucleotide messenger RNA. RefSeq names its product phospholipid hydroperoxide glutathione peroxidase 1, chloroplastic. The record is from RefSeq and is a predicted model, not a curated record. Bases 128 to 874 code for a protein of 248 amino acids. Lineage: Eukaryota; Viridiplantae; Streptophyta; Magnoliopsida; Vitales; Vitaceae. Gene Ontology annotation, molecular function: glutathione peroxidase activity. Gene Ontology annotation, biological process: response to oxidative stress. The transcript has 5 exons.
ACAAACAAACAAAAUAGCCACGUGGAACUCCUGCUGCCACCGGUGAACAUCACAACCCCCAUCAAGAGGCUGCCACACUUCUCCGACAACCUCUGCAAAAACGAUUCUCAGUUUCCAUACCCAAGAAAUGGCUUCCAUGCCUUUCUCUGUCUCCUUCACUGCUCAUUCACCUGGAUUUGCCCAAACCAAAGCAGCACAUCACCAUUCAUGGCCUUCUUCUCCUUAUCCUUCCAUGGCUUUCUUGAUGCCAUCCACCAAAUCCUCUUUUGGGGCCUCUAAUUCAGCCUUUUUGCGAACUGGGUUCUCGCUUUGCUCUUCAGAAAUUCCUGGGGUCUCCUUGAAAUCUCGAUUUUCAGGCGGCGUUUAUGCGAGAGCGGCUACGGAGAAGAGCCUGUAUGAUUACACUGUCAAGGAUAUUGAGAAGAAGGAUGUUCCUCUUAGCAAAUUUAAGGGCAAAGUCCUCUUGAUAGUCAAUGUGGCUUCAAAAUGUGGUUUGACAGCAUCAAACUAUUCAGAACUCUCGCACAUAUAUGAGAAGUACAAAACUCAAGGCUUUGAGAUUCUAGCUUUCCCUUGCAAUCAGUUUGGGGGGCAAGAGCCUGGAUCAAAUCCCGAGAUUAAGCAGUUUGCUUGCACAAGGUUCAAAGCUGAAUUCCCAAUUUUUGAUAAGGUUGAUGUUAAUGGGCCAACCACUGCUCCAGUUUACCAGUUUCUGAAGUCAAACGCUGGCGGAUUUUUGGGUGACCUGAUCAAGUGGAACUUUGAGAAGUUUUUGGUGGACAAAAAUGGUAAGGUUGUCGAGAGAUAUCAGCCAACAACAUCACCUUUCCAGAUUGAGGUAUGUUUCUUCAUCCUUGAAUUUUGUAGACUUUGAUCAUGGAUUAUUCCCUUGAAACAAUGACAAUUUGGCAAAUCUAAUGGUUGGGAGAUGCAAUGAUUCUUCUACAACCCCUAUCCUAAAUAUCUAAGAUGCCUUAUUGCUGUGGUAAUUAAGGUGUUUGACUCUAGAUAACUAGCUACUUGAACAGGGAUAAAAAUUUUCAAGGUCACAAUUGGAAAGUUUUGUUAGCCCAUUAUUUCGACUAUUAUUUAUGACCUGAUCUGUUAUGUUUGAACUGCUGGUAUUAUCAUGCACAUCCACAUACUGAUUCAUCUAUGGUGUGAAGCUGGACACAGCUUUCCUGUUUAUUAUAAUUAGUCGCUCUUUACUGUAAGAGCAAUUCAUAAGGAGCAACAUUUUUCUUGAUAGCUAUUUUUUUUCCCUAGGAAUUUAAUUUUCUACAUUUGGAUUUUUUAUCCUAAUGGUCAAAUUCGAGGAUUAUUAUAAACUAUCAUAUUUUAGUUCUUCAAAGCUAUAUAUGGUAAUGGCAUGUCAGGAUUAUUUGGAUUUUUGGUCCUGAUGUUGAAAUUUGAGGAAUAUUAUAGACUAGUUGAAUUCAAAUUUUGAACCUUUGGUCAAGAGUAUCCAUAGAUUUUGGAAUACUCUAGAUGAGCUCUUGGAUUAUGGUCCCUUUUGCAGGGUUGCGAAUGUUUUAAAAAUCAUUUUUCUAAUAAACAUCACGUAAUCUAUUUUGGAUCUCCUGAAGAAAAAAUUUGAUUAAAGGGUAAAAGGAAAAAAAAAAUGUGUGAGAUAUGGGAACCAAAGGAAUGUAAAAAUAGAAAUACACCUGUUGGAGUUUUUAUAUAUGUGACAAUUCAGUAAUUGACCACGAUCCAUUUAACGCAUCAAUAUUAACAGCUAUUACUAGUUGCCUGAAGUAUUGCGGUUUAUCCCGUAUAAACUUAAAACUCAGCAAUUAGAUAAAGGGGAGUGUGACCUCAACUCUUCAGUUUAAAAUUCACCAUCAAGGUGUGUCUUAGCAUUUAUUGAUGCUCAAGGCAGUAAGCUUACUUGCAUAGCUGUUGUGUUAUUGAGCUUGAACCAAUCCUGGCACACCCACACACCAACAGCAACGCCCAUAUACACAGAGAAAAGAGGAACAUUUGUUUCUGGACGUUAAUGUUAAUUGGCAAAAAGAUUAGGCAGUGAGUGGUUUGAAUUUGGGCAGUGAUUUUGUUUUCAAAAUGAAGCAAUUUUGUUGAUUUUUUUUUUGUAAUUUGUUGCAGAAGGACAUUCAGAGGCUUCUUGCAGCAUGAGUACAAGUUGUGCAGGCAUGUAUGGCAGCUUCGCUCUUGACAAAAGAAAACAACUGACAUGUAAAUUUCUGGCUUAGGCAUCACACCCGCAUAUAUGUGUUUUUGUUUCUGUGACAUAUGCAUGAAGUUACAUUAUUUGUUUCCCUUGUUUUCCAUUUCUUUCUUGUUUUGUUGAACAGAAAUGCACAAAAUCCUCUUUCUGCAAUUAUAAGAGUUUGAUCAUUUGCUA